Chenopodium quinoa (quinoa) is the source of this 4720-nucleotide messenger RNA. RefSeq lists its product as uncharacterized. The transcript has 10 exons. NCBI's taxonomy places the organism in Eukaryota, Viridiplantae, Streptophyta, Magnoliopsida, Caryophyllales, Amaranthaceae. Gene Ontology annotation, biological process: regulation of DNA-templated transcription. The coding region runs from base 2141 to 4501 and encodes 786 amino acids. Gene Ontology annotation, molecular function: DNA-binding transcription factor activity. The record is from RefSeq and is a predicted model, not a curated record.
AUGUCUGUUAAAUGCAAUAUAAUAAUAUAUCAAAAUUGCAUAUUAACUUGUAACUGGUGUAUGUUCUAAUUUGCUGGUCUAAUGUUAGUUAAAAACCUAAACAUCGCUUACAUAGUUUUUUUUCUUUUUGGAAAAUUCUCUUUGGUAACCACAAACUUUUAAUUUUUCUCGGUGAUAAAGCCUAAAUUUUUUUAUUAUCAAUGGUAAUCACGAAUUAAUAUUACUAAGUUAAUGAUAACUUAAGUUAAACAAUUUGUUAAUUCCUUUACCAUGGUUUAGCUAUUGAACUACAAAAAGACAUAACUACCCCAACCAAUUCUUUCUUCUUUUCUUUCCCCUUCCAUAAUUCUUUCUUGCUUAUUCCUUUCUCUUUCCUUCUCCCCGUUGCACCUCCCUAUCCAACCACCACCGCCAUUGUUAAACUACUUGUUAAGGUCGGAAUCGAAGCGAACUCAGAGUGACGCAACUUUUGCGCUGUAUAACCUCUCACUUGAUCAUAGCAACCGAGUGAAACUCUUGAAGCAAUUCAACGCAGAUGACGUCCAGCGACCAGCCACCUCCUCCCCCUAUCGGUGUCCAGCCUCCCCCACCUCUGGAUGGCGACUUGCUGCCAUUCGAACCGCAAAACCCCAGCGAAUUCAACAACAAAACUCCGACAAAUUCGACCCAAAACCAACAAGUUUGACCACUAAUUCGACAAAUUCAACCCCAAAAAUCAACAAAUUCGACCCAAAAAAUUAACAAAUUCGAUCCCAAAAUCAACAAAUUCGACCCCAAAAUCAACAAAUUCGACCCCAAAAUCACCAAAAACCCUAGAAAUUUCAAGCAAAAAUCGGGGAAGGAGAUCAGAGGGAAUCGGAGAAGGGGGGAGGGUGGCUGAUUUCGACAAGGGAGUAUGGCUGAUUCUCCGCCGGGGGAGGGGGUUGAGACGCCGUCAGCCGGGCCGAGCUGAGCGCCGGCAAGGGGAGGGGGGCUGGCGGUUGGCUGGGGAGGGGUUUUGGAUUUAUUUUUGUAAAAAAAAAUAAUUUGAAGUGUAUUUAAUGAUGGUUAAUUAUUUAAUGAUGUUUUAAUAUCAUUAAUCUUACUAUUAGCUUAGUAAUAUUAAUUCGUGAUUAUCAUUAAUAAUUAAAAGUUUCAGGCUUUUAAAUAAAAGUUUAUAAUUACGAGAGAGAAUUUCCUUUUUGUUUAAUGUUUUUUUAAAGACUCUAAUCAAUUCAAACAUCAAUUUUUACAUAAAACACUUGAAAAUAAGGGAGAUACUUAAAUGAAUUGAAUCUUCACCUUCAAAUCUCCUCAAUUACAUUAAAAUUUAAAACAAGAGUAAUCAAAUCAGCCAAACAUUAACUUGGGAGUAUAAAACAUGAAAAAGUACUCCGUAGUAGGUUGAUAUCUUCUCAGCUUCCAAAUUGAAAAAUACAAUAGAUACUCUAAUACAAAAUCAACGAAGGACAAAAAGUAAGUGGAUACAUUAAGUGUACCACAGCUCAUCACUAAAUUAAAAAACCUUAAUCGAUCUGUCAAGUUUACGUCACACCAAAUUAUUAAUUACAUUAAACCCCAAAACAGAAAAAUUAAUACAAAUAAGCGGCGACUUGCAACCGAGAUACCUCUAUUAGUAAAUCAAAAACAUUAUUUCUCUUUAUAAAGCCACCAAAUAUAUCUCAUCAAUUUAUUCAACUUCUAAUCUCUAAUUUUCCUUCUCUAAAUUGAUCGAGAUUUUUCUUUUUUAAUUUCUAGUAAUCGAAUUCAAAUCUUUGUGGACUAAAUUGAAGAUGAAGGGCUAUUGACCAACAACAUUUAUGCAUGUCUUUGAUAUUCAAACAUCUAGCUUCUCCAAGCCCGAUCAUUUUGCGAGUAAAGAUUGUUACAUGUGGUACGUAUAACACAAAGUUUUAUGAACAACAAUUUAAAUGGCCAAUUGCUUGAUGAAAAAAGUGAGUUAAACUUAGCAAUGUGCUGGUUGCUUCUUGGGAUGUGGCCAUUGCUAAAAAGAAGGGCAAGUUUUCGAGUUCGACAAGCCGGAGGAGCUUCAUACAGUGGUAGCUAAUGAGGAUCAUAUAACUUAAAAAGUGUUGCACUAUAUUGGUUAGUUCAGUUUUGUUUUAAAACAUCAUAACUUUUAAAAUACUAAUCCUGGCUGAUGGAAACUGUUGCCUUAAGGCAAAUGCUCAAAAAUCUCUGCACUAGUUCUCAAUGGAGCUAUGCUGUGUUUUGGAAACUUCAACAAGUAGAAAACUACAAGGUUUUGACCUGUGAAGACGUGUAUUGUGACUCCGAAAAGUCGUUACAGCAACCAUGUCAAAGCAUAUUAAGCGAUCCUAAUAACUCAAGACAAGAAGAUGUACAAAGUUUUGGAUAUGGAACUAAUAUAUGCAAUGAUGUACAUUCCUUGGGAGUAGGCUAUCCUAUUGGAUUUGCAGUUGCUGAUAUGUCAUGUUGUCAAUAUUUGCUAGGAGAGGGGAUGGUGGGAAGAGUGGCAUUCGCAGAGAGUAAUUUCUGGAUUUAUUCAGACGACAUUGAAUCAAUUGAGCUCAUUUCCAACUUAGGGGUGAGUUUUGACUUGUUUAAUUUGCAUGACAAUUUUAAUUUUCCUAACUUAAUGCUGGUUUUUUUUUUUUUUUUUUUUUUUUUUUUUUUUUUUUUUUUUUUUCUUUUUUGUAAGCAGUAUGCUGAUGAUUGGCUUCUUCCCAUUGGAGCAGGAAUCAAGACAACAUUACUAGCACCUUUGUUACCAAAUGGAGUUUUGCAAUUGGGCUCGUUUGAAAAGGUUGAUGAAAGUCUAGCCGUUUGUGCUGAUAUAAGAGAUAGAUUCUUCACUCUUACCUACAUGCCAACCAUCGCGUUACCUAGUUAUGUUGAUGAUCAUCUUCUUUGCUCGUCGAUUCUGAUGGCUGUACCAGAAAACAACAAUGAAUCAUCUUUCACUUACAACAACCUACGAAGUAUGGAAUAUGAGGAUACAAAUAUAAUUCAUGAUGCAGAAUUCAUAGAAAAUGAUUUGCCAGCCACUUAUGAUCAACUUGUUCCUUUCAUGGAGGAAAAUUUUCUCGAACUUGAGGAAAUUUCCUGCAUUAUUGAUGAUCAGAAUAUGUUUUAUCCAUACUUGAAUACCAAUAUCGAACCAAUUACAAGCGAGCCUUUUAGUACUGAUACACCAUCUGCAACAGCAAUGUGGAUGUUUUCUUGCCAUGAAGAAGAUUUCAAUGAUGCCAUAGUCUCUGAAGAAUCGUCUGGUGGUAUAUGUUCUGAUUCUGUUCUCAAACAAGUGAAUUGUUCAACUGCAGCUGGAUUUGCAGUAAAUCACACUAACAGCAGAAAUCUCAACGAUUUCCCCAUAGAUUGUUUGUCAGAAGAGGCAGCAGAAAUGUGGAUGUUUUCUAGAGAUGAAGAAUUUGAUGGUGCUAGAGUCUCUGCAGAAACAUGUACUGAGAGUUGUUCUGAUCCGGUUCCCAGAGAAGUAAAAUUUCCUCCGACGGUUGAAUCAGGAGUAGGCCUCAAUAGCAGCAGAAAUCUCAGUGAUUUCCCUAGAGACUGUGAGCUACAAGCAGCACUUCUUCAGCCAGUUUUCAGAAUGUCUGAAGACAGGCACUUGGGAUGCACUUACAAGGAAAAUGUGUACUCUAAUGAAGGAGUUUGUUUUUCAGCAGUGGAAUCGUGUGGACUAGUUGAUGAACGUGGUAAACAAGAACAUCUUUUGGAAGAUGUGGUUGCUACUUUGAUUAAUAAUUCCUAUGACAGUACUAGUUUUAAUCGCUGUGAUACUAGCAAAUCAUCUGUAACCUCAUUGGCAGAGACGACUCCUGAUACUAUUUCAGCACCAGAGGAGUGCAACACUAUGUCAGACCACCAAAGCAUGUUUGGUAUGACUUCAGUCCCCUCAUUGGAGAGCUUAGAAAGUGCAGCUGUUGAAGAUAAGCAACUACUCGAAUGUGCUUCUAAGUUGCUUGAAGAUAAGAAUGUCAAGAAGCCCAUAAACAGCAGGGGCAAGAAGGAGAAACCAAAGGGUAAUGAUAGACCGAGACCAAGAGAUAGACAGCUCAUUCAAGAUAGACUCAAAGUGUUGCGCAAAUUAGUCCCUGAUGGUGCAAAUAGUAGCAUUGAUGGGCUGCUAGACCAAACUGCAAAGCAUAUGAUGUUCUUAAAAAGCGUGACAGAACGAGCAGAGAAAAUGAAACACUUCAUAAGUCAAGAGGAUAAUGCUUCUGUAGAAGGUGGAAAUGACUUUAAAGCAUGCCCUAUUAUUGUAAAAGAUUUGGAACACCCUAAUCAAUUUCUGAUACAGAUGGUCUGCAAUAAUGAAGGAGCCUUCUUUGAGAUAGCAGAAGUAAUGCGCAAAUUAAAACUAACCAUCUUGAAAGGGGCCAUGGAAAAUCGUCGCAACAAGUGGACAAGCUUCAUAGUUGAAGCUUCAAAGGGGUUUAACAGAUUGGACAUAUUCUGGCCUCUGAUGCGAAUAAUACAGCAAAAUGGGAACUGGAUGACAGACCAACUGUGUCCUUAAAUAUGUAUUUCUUUUCGGCGUUGGCUAAGAAGUGGCAAUGAAGGAGAACAUGAUAGAGUGAUAUCUAAGUUAUUUACAAGAACGUAAACUCUAUGUUCAACAGUGAAAGAAAGUUGUUAGUAUGUACAAUAAGUCAAUUAGUUAGUAUCUAGCAAGCUAAAUUUAGAAGUCUUAAUACAACAGUUUCACUCAGAUCAGCUUCAUUAUUUGGAUGCAUAA